This is a messenger RNA of Erinaceus europaeus (western European hedgehog), 2095 nucleotides long. RefSeq names its product nicalin (gene NCLN). The coding region runs from base 107 to 1921 and encodes 604 amino acids. Gene Ontology annotation, biological process: regulation of signal transduction. Gene Ontology annotation, cellular component: endoplasmic reticulum membrane. The transcript is spliced from 15 exons. Lineage: Eukaryota; Metazoa; Chordata; Mammalia; Eulipotyphla; Erinaceidae. The record is from RefSeq and is a predicted model, not a curated record.
CAGGACCCCGGGGCCGCCCGGCGUCGCGCCCACAGGACCCCGGCGCCGAGCGAGGUGAGUCGCCCGCCGGCGCCCGAGCCGAGCCGAGCCGAGCCGAGCCGCCGCGAUGCUGGAGGAGGCGGGCGAGGUGCUGGAGAACGUGCUGAGGGCGUCCUGCCUGCCGCUCGGCUUCAUCGUCUUCCUGCCCGCCGUGCUGCUGCUCGUGGCGCCGCCGCUGCCCGCCGCCGACGCGGCGCACGAGUUCACCGUGUACCGCAUGCAGCAGUACGACCUGCAGGGCCAGCCCUACGGCACGCGGAACGCCGUGCUCAACACCGAGGCGCGCACGGCCGAGGCGGAGGUGCUGAGCCGGCGCUGCGUGCUGAUGCGGCUGCUCGACUUCUCCUACGAGCGCUACCAGCGGGCGCUGCGCCAGUCGGCGGGGGCGGUGGUCAUCAUCCUGCCCCGCGCCAUGGCCGCCGUGCCGCAGGACGUUGUGCGGCAAUUCAUGGAGACCGAGCCCGAGAUGCUGGCCAUGGAGACGCUGGUGCCCGUGUACUUCGCGGUGGAGGAUGACGCUUUGCUCUCUAUCUACCAGCAGACGCAGGCCGCCUCCGCCUCCCAGGGCUCCGCCUCGGCGGCUGAAGUGCUUCUACACACGGCCACGGCCAACGGCUUCCAGAUGGUGACGAGCGGGGUGCAGAGCAAGGCCCUGAGCGACUGGCUUAUCACCAGCGUGGAGGGCCGGCUCACGGGGCUGGGUGCCGAGGACCUGCCCACCAUCGUCCUGGUGGCCCACUACGACGCCUUCGGGGUGGCCCCGUGGCUGUCCCACGGGGCCGACUCCAACGGCAGCGGCGUCUCCGUGCUGCUCGAGCUGGCGCGCCUCUUCUCGCGACUCUACACCUACAAGCGCACCCAUGCGGCGUACAAUCUGCUCUUCUUCGCCUCGGGAGGCGGCAAGUUUAACUACCAGGGCACCAAGCGCUGGCUGGAGGAUAACCUAGACCACACAGACUCCAGCCUCCUGCAGGACAACGUGGCCUUCGUGCUGUGUCUGGACACGCUGGGCCGCGGCGACGGGCUGCACCUGCACGUGUCCAAGCCCCCGCGCGAGGGGACCCUGCAGCACGCCUUCCUGCGCGAGCUCCAGGCGGUGGCGGAGCACCAGUUCCCAGAAGUGCGCUUCUCCAUGGUGCACAAGAAGAUCAACCUGGCGGAGGACAUGCUGGCCUGGGAGCACGAGCGCUUCGCCAUCCGCCGCCUGCCGGCCUUCACGCUGUCGCACCUGGACAGCCACCGCGACGGCCAGCGCAGCAGCAUCAUGGACGUGAGGUCGCGCGUGGACUCCAAGACGCUGACCCGCAACACCAGGCUCAUCGCCGAAGCCCUGACGCGGGUCAUCUACAACCUGACGGAGAAGGGCGCCCCUCCCGACAUGCCCGUCUUCACGGAGCAGAUGCAGAUCCAGCAGGAGCAGCUGGACUCGGUGAUGGACUGGCUGGCCACACAGCCACGGGCGGCGCAGCUGCUGGCCAAGGAUGGGCCGUUCCUCAGCACCCUGGAGCAGCAGCUGGGCCGCUACCUCAAGGACGUGAAGCAGCACCACAUCCGGGCCGACAAGCGGGACCCCGAGUUCGUCUUCUAUGACCAGCUGAAGCAGGGUCAAGCCGGCCAUCUUCGACCUGCUGCUGGCCGUCGGCAUCGGCGCCUACCUGGGCAUGGCCUACACGGCGGUGCAGCACUUCGACCUCCUGUACAAGACGGUGCAGAGGCUGCUCAAGGCCAAGACGCAGUGACCCCUGGACCCCGGACCUGCGGCAGCCCCCAGCAGCCUGGGCCCUGUCCCCCCAGAGGCAGCCCCCCUUGCACUAGCCUCCCGGGCGCCGGGGCCUCAGUUUCCCUACCUGUGGUCCGGACGGGUGGGGGCCUGCAGGGGUGAGCUCAGGGAGCCUCAGCGCCUCAGUUCUCUAGCAAUAUGACCAGUGGUGUUCACGGGGCCGGGGACCCCUUCCCCACAGACUGUUUACUGCUUCCCUCGGGCUCCCGCGAGGGUUGGGGUGCUCGGGGUGGGCGGCCGGCCGACCGGUGAGAAAUAAAGCCAUAUUGAAGGGUG